CGCGCUGAAUCUUUGUUGUGCCUGGGAGUAAAUGGACUACGAAUAGGGAUAGGUCCUUCUAUCUGGUUCAGUCGAUCGCUCCAUGCCCAUAUUCCCAUAAUAUUGUGUUGUUCCAUGAGUUACGCCAUUACAAGUAAAGCUGGAACCGCUCAAAUUUAAACGUCAAAACAACAGACAUUAAGGGCAUUAAAAAAUAGUGAUAAAAAACACAGUGGUUCAUAAGCCAUGUACAUUAAUAAGAAUACUGUAAUAACUGGUAAAAAUGUAAUCCUCAUACCGUACAAAAAACAUCAUGUCCUUAAAUAUCAUGAAUGGAUGAAAUCUGAAGAACUACAACAGUUAACUGCCUCAGAACCUCUCUCGCUAGAGGAAGAAUAUACAAUGCAAAGAUCCUGGCUCAUGGAUGAAAAUAAAUGCACAUUCAUAAUCCUGGAUAAAAGAAAAUAUGAAGAAACUAAAAAUGAGAUAGAUGCAAUGAUUGGUGAUACAAACCUAUUUUUUGCGAACCCGGAUGACAGAAUAUGUGCUGAAGCUGAAAUCAUGAUCGCAGAACCGUGGGCAAGGGGUCGCAAGUGUGGAUGGGAAGCAAUGCUGUUAAUGUUUAUGUAUGGCAUCAAAUAUUUGGCUGUUAAGGAAUACAUUGUAAAAAUAUCUUAUAUAAAUGAUAUUAGUAUUAGAAUGUUCAGAAAUAUGGGUUUUGAAGACAUUAGUAGGAGUGACGUUUUUCAAGAAGUCACCAUGAGUAAGAUUGUUGAUAAAUUGUGGAUUGAAUGGAUCAACAGUAGUACAGCAGGUUGUGAAAUAAAUACUAAAGUUGGCUAAGUAUGUGUUUUUAUGUUUAAAAGAAUGCAGUCCAUUGAACAUUUUUAAGAGUGAGAGGAAUAACUUAAGCAGACAGUCAUUAAGGAACAACUUCAUUCAAAUUGAAGACAAAUAUUUUUGUAUCAGAUCUUAAAUGAAGUGCAUUUUCAACAGAACUUAUUACUCACUCCUUUAUAGCCACUCACAUCCAGUACAAGGAAUUGAGUACAUUUUUUUGCUAAAUCUUUUUGACAUUGAUAGUUUGAAGCUCAGAUGGACUUUCCUUUACAAAUUAUUGAUUUUCCAUAUAUUUUAUUGCAUGUUAAAUUCAGUAUAACUCUAGAUAAUCAUAAGAAUAGUAUUUUAUUCUACUGCUGCUAGAUAAAAAAUCUUACUUAAAAUCACCAUUGUCAGUAAUGUGUUCACAUUAUAAUAUGCAUGUUUGCACCUUCAAUUGUAUGUGUUGGAAAAUAAAUGCUAUUUUCUUUAUAACCAAUUAAUGAAGUGAAGUUGGUGAUUCCAAUAACGUUUAGUGAAGGAAACUGAACAUUUCAGUAAGUAGCCACUCCUGGCACUUUUCUUUACCAAUAUUAACAAUUUAAUUUGAAAUUCUAAAAGCUAGAGUACAAAUUUUACAUAGGAGCAGAAAUGCUGGAAAGCUAUUAAAAAUGUUUUGAAAAAAUCAGAACCUUGUUUGGUUUUUAUACUGAUUGAAUUAUACAAUCUGACUACAUUCAUUGACAGAUUACCCCUGUGAUAAGUAAAAUUAUGAAC
Molecule: messenger RNA, 1575 nt
Organism: Acanthoscelides obtectus
Lineage: Eukaryota; Metazoa; Arthropoda; Insecta; Coleoptera; Chrysomelidae
Source: the annotation of a GenBank genome assembly